AUGCCUGGUCAAGUGGCCCAACUUCGUACCCCUCGCACACCGCGAACUCCUCGAGCGCGUCGCUGUCUUCGCCAUGACUCAUCGCCUGCUCCACGAAGCUGGCAUGGGCAGCAUGACCCUCGUGCCGGACGGCUUCCCAGAUAUCGGCCUCGGAUCCCCAACGUCAUUUUUAAAAGAUCAACGCACCCUAGAUCUCCAAAACGAUGUCGAAGGCGUCCUCGCUGGCGCCAGAAUAAAUUGAGCGAUGAUACUGCGAACCCUCUUAGAUCGAUGUUCUCCUCUCUAUCUGUGAACGAUCAGAAAGCUGAAACCGGCGUCGAUUGUACCCCGGAGAAAAAAUUUCAAGCAUGUUCUCCAAACACUAGAGAGCGAUCAUUUGCAGAGAUUAUAAAUGGCGCCUUGGAUCAAAAUCCAAGCGGGGAAGCAUCGGGCUUUCCAAAUCCUUUUGGUAACCCGGGUCGCCAUCCGUUUCAACCGACCCUUAACGCUUCGUCACCGGAAAUAAAAGUCGAACCUAUUUCACCUGUAUCCUUAUUCAGUGGCCCGCCGCAACCGCGUUCUCAAAUGCCAACAACGGGAGCAUUGGGGAAUUUCGGCUUUGGAUCUGAUCAAAAUCUGUUCGGCCCAAAAGAACCAUCGCGAAGAUUGCUAGAGCUAGUUCGACUUAACCAUCAUCGCUCUAAAGAGCUUGCUGAACUUGUUGAUAACUUUCUUCGCAGAUAUCCAGGUUAUUCCCAGGAGCAACACCCUAAGACGAGUGGAAAUUCUCAUGGAUCUGAUCAUGAAGGCCAAGACAACGGAGGAUUCUUGCCAGUCGCUCCGUACGUCGCUACUAUUCCAGGCGGUGGGGACAGCCCGCCUCGAUACCCUAACGGCACCUUUCGCGGACACAUGGUGGAUCAGCCAGACGCUAUGCAGCCAGUCCUAUCAUCCCACGCGUCCCAAGCUACCACCAGGAGCACCAGUGUAGCUGCGGAAGAAGAACGUUAUCCUUAUGUCCCACCAACGCCGGUUCUAGCGCCCCGUGAUAUUGAAUUUCGAAAUUCUUGGAAACUAGACUCCGGAGCUCUACACGCACCAUUCUCGAAUUCUGGUUUAGUAAGAGAUGGAUGUGCUCUCAGAAAUCCAUUGUGUUCUGGGAGGAACCCUUGCAGUGGCCAUUGCAUCACCAACACCUUCGCCGCCUUACCGCCAGAGAUUUCAUCGCCUGAAGAGUUGCGACGCGUACGGUGUUCAUUGGCCCCGUCGCCCGAACCAGCGAGGCAAUUUUCCAUGGAUGGGAUUGAAUUUUCGGGCCACGCUUUUAACCAGAAUGCUCACCAAGGUUGUGGUUCUGGAGAGGCUACCCCACAAGCCCGUGAAACGGUGCUUUGGGGCUCCGAGACUGUCGUAAAUGGAAUUGAUAAAAACUCGCAGAAGAGCGAGCUUUCCCUUGGAACCUUGAAUGCUGAGACGUUCAAUCGGCCAUCCCGACGCGAAUUCUUCCGGCCUAACGCCAUCCAGCCGUGCCCUUGCACCCCUGCGUCGUCUCCCAAUAGCCCACGCUGUACAUAUUGCGGAAGUGCAGGAGCAUCUGUAUUGAGCGGAUAA
Uncinocarpus reesii 1704 is the source of this 1590-nucleotide messenger RNA. RefSeq lists its product as uncharacterized. NCBI's taxonomy places the organism in Eukaryota, Fungi, Ascomycota, Eurotiomycetes, Onygenales, Onygenaceae. The record is from RefSeq and is a predicted model, not a curated record. The transcript is spliced from 2 exons. The coding region runs from base 1 to 1590 and encodes 529 amino acids.